AACUCCCAAUUCUCUGUUUCCGGCUAAUUUCAUUCAUUUCCAUUCGGAUUUUUCAAAAAAAAAAAAAAUCUGGGUUUGUUGUGUUCUUGAUUUAGCUUUAGUUUGAUAGAUUUUGAGUAAUUUAUUGGGAUUUUUCUUUAGCUAGAUUUGUGAGCUGAACAACACUUGGAAAUUUGAAGUUUGUGAUUGGAUCAAUAUGAUUGAAGAUUAGAGACCAUUGUUGUUAAUUUCAAUGGCUGCACCGAGAAAUAUAGUGGUGGACACAAGUCGGUUGGUUACAAGGGAUGAAGAAGAGAAGAAGAGUAUGGAUAUGUCGUGUGCAGCUGAAUUGGAUUCGCCAACAGCUAAGAGGUUUAAGGAAGGGAGGUUUCCAUUGUCAAGUUGGGAAUUUGCAGCAGCUUUUGGGGUUAUUUUGGUGUUCUCAACAGGAUUGUUUUGCUUAUACUUGUCAAUGCCAGCUGCUGAGUAUGGUAAAUCGAAGCUGCCUCGUACCAUCUCCGAUCUACGGAUUCUCAAGGAUAAUCUCGGAAUGUACGCUGAAGUCUACCCCACAAAAUUUAUUCUUGGUUACUGCUCAACAUACAUAUUCAUGCAGACAUUUAUGAUUCCUGGGACAAUUUUCAUGUCCUUACUUGCUGGAGCACUUUUUGGCGUUUUCAGAGGGCUUCUCUUGGUUGUCUUUAAUGCAACAGCUGGUGCAUCAUCCUGCUAUUUUCUGUCUAAAUUGAUCGGCAGGCCUAUAGUUAACUGGAUGUGGCCUGAAAAGUUGAGAUUUUUCCAGGCAGAGAUAGCCAAACGUCGCGAUAAGUUGCUCAACUACAUGCUGUUUUUGAGAAUAACUCCAACAUUGCCAAAUCUUUUCAUCAAUUUGGCAUCUCCUAUUGUGGAUAUACCAUUCCAUAUUUUCUUUUUGGCCACCGUGAUUGGUCUCAUCCCAGCUGCUUAUAUUACAGUGAAGGCUGGCCUAACCCUUGGGGAACUGAAGUCCGUCAAAGAUCUAUAUGAUUUCAAGACCUUGUCUGUGCUUUUCCUCAUUGGUGCUCUCAUAAUUUUGCCAACUAUCUUGAAGAGGAAGCGGAUAUAUGAAUAGAGAUUUCUUGACGGACCAACAGAUUGUACCUUGUAAAGGGACUUGAAGAUUUCUUUAUUAUGACUUCACCACAAAUUGGAGUGGCAGCCGGCAGGACUCAGGUAACAGCCUUUCAUUUUCCAGUACCUGAAUCACAGCGGAGAAGGCAUUUUCAAGUGACAGACAGAUUUGCCUGCGGCAAUCACAAGUGCUGAUAAGUAUUCCAUACUGUGUUCUUUGCCCUUUUCUUAUAUUAACUGGAUUACUCCCUGUAAUCGGUUGAAACCAAAGGUGAUAGG
Messenger RNA from Solanum stenotomum, 1368 nucleotides. RefSeq lists its product as uncharacterized. Gene Ontology annotation, cellular component: endoplasmic reticulum. The record is from RefSeq and is a predicted model, not a curated record. Lineage: Eukaryota; Viridiplantae; Streptophyta; Magnoliopsida; Solanales; Solanaceae. The coding region runs from base 233 to 1090 and encodes 285 amino acids. The transcript has 4 exons.